This is a messenger RNA of Rubroshorea leprosula, 2511 nucleotides long. The record is from the annotation of a GenBank genome assembly. Lineage: Eukaryota; Viridiplantae; Streptophyta; Magnoliopsida; Malvales; Dipterocarpaceae.
UUGUCGUCUCUUCUCUCAGCUUCCUUCUGCUUCAACGAGGUAUGAAUAUGAUAGUUUCUUUUCUCCUUUUCUGAGCUUCGUCUGUUUGGUUGCUGAGAAAAUUGAAAAUCAUGUAUGCCCAAAUGAAACUCGCUAUUCAACCUCUUGGGUUCACCUUAUUUUUCCACUUCACAUCAAAAGUUCCUUGCUUUUCUGGGAUUCUAUGCUUCAGUAAUUCUGCUUUUAAGGUAAAACAAGACUUAAAGGACGUAAUUCUGCUUGUAAGAGUGAAUUUAGUAUGAGAUUAAUUGGACAUAAGGAUAAUGGUAUAUGGAACUUGAAUUCAGAUUCCUUUGCUGAAUUAUUUCCUGUAAAAUUUGAGGUUUUUGAUGUAUUUUUAGGUUCAGAUAUAUUGGUUAGUCAUUUGGGUUUCAAAAAAUAAUUCUGAUUUUAUCCACACAAAAAAAAAAAAAAAAAAACAUUUUUCUUUGUUAGAAUUGUUUGCGUUCAGCUCCUACUGAAGCUUCCUCAAGAAGGUAUAAUUUCUCAAGAGGUUCGAAGUCAGUAGCUGUGGUUUUGAGAGCAAAGGGUACUAGUCAAUUCCAAGGUUUGACAGUAAUGCAAGUGCGUGGUGCUUCAACUGCAGUAGAUUGCUCUAAGAUGAAAAUCCCCCAUGUUUUGACCAUUGCUGGCUCUGAUUCCGGAGCUGGUGCUGGAAUUCAAGCUGAUCUCAAGGCUUGUGCUGCACGUGGUGUGUACUGCUCAACUGUUAUAACUGCUGUCACGGCACAGAAUACAGUUGGGGUUCAGGGUGUGAAUAUUGUGUCAGAGGAUUUUGUGGCAGAGCAAUUGACUUCUGUUCUCUCAGAUAUGCAAGUAGAUGUGGUGAAAACAGGGAUGCUACCUUCUGUUGGCAUAGUCAAGAUUCUUUGUCAGAAGAUCAGAGAGUUUCCUGUUCGAGCUUUAGUUGUUGAUCCUGUCAUGGUAUCUACGAGUGGAGAUGUGCUGGCUGGUGCUUCCAUUCUUCCUGUGUUUCGAGAGGAACUUCUUCCAAUGGCUGAAAUAAUAACCCCAAAUUUGAAAGAGGCCUCCGCUUUACUUGGUUGUGCACAUUUGGAAACUGUUGCUGACAUGCGCUCUGCUGCAAAAUCAUUGCAUGCUUUUGGCCCACGGAAUGUACUUGUCAAGGGUGGUGACCUCCCUGACUCAUCAGAUGCCAUCGAUAUUCUAUUUGAUGGUGAUAACUUCUAUGAGCUACGUUCACCCCGUGUAAAAACUCAUAACACUCAUGGUACUGGUUGCAGUUUGGCAUCAUCUAUAGCAGCAGAGUUAGCAAAAGGUUCUUCAACAUUUUCAGCUGUUAAGGUAGCAAAACGUUUUGUUGAAACUGCCUUGGAUUACAGCAAAGACAUCAUCAUUGGAAAUGGGCCUCAAGGCCCUUUUGACCAUCUAUUAAGGCUUAAGAGCAGUUCCCAUGAUUGUCACAGGCUGGGGGUAUUUAAUCCAAGUGACUUGUUUCUGUAUGCAGUUACAGAUGCAAGAAUGAACAAAAAGUGGGGACGUUCUAUUGCAGAUGCUGUUAAAGCGGCAAUUGAAGGAGGUGCCACCAUUGUUCAAUUAAGGGAGAAAGAUGUUGAAACACGGGACUUUCUGGAAUCAGCCAAAGCAUGUCUUGAAAUUUGCCGUGCAUAUGGGGUACCACUUCUGAUCAAUGACCGAAUUGACAUUGCACUUGCUUGCGGGGCUGAUGGAGUCCACGUUGGUCAGUCUGACAUGCCUGCUCGGGUUGCUCGAACUCUUCUUGGUCCUGAAAAGAUCAUUGGUGUGUCUUGCAAGACACCAGCACAAGCAGAACAAGCAUGGAUCGAUGGUGCUGAUUACAUUGGCUGUGGUGGUGUUUAUCCCACCAAUACCAAGGCAAACAACCUCACUGUGGGUUUGGACGGACUUAAAACUGUCUGCCAGGCUUCCAAGUUACCCAUAGUUGCCAUCGGUGGCAUUGGUCCUUCAAAUGCCCGUGCUGUGAUGGAAAUUGGUGUACCAAGUCUAAAAGGUGUUGCAGUGGUGUCAGGUCUUUUCGAUAGGGAAUGUGUUUCAACGGAGACCAGGAAGUUGCAUGGGAUGCUAACGGAGGCAAGAUCAUUGGUUAAUGAAAAGAAAAGGCAUAAUUGAAUCAGACUGAGUUGUGUCCAUAAUACAGAAGAAAACUCAUAAUGAGAAAAGUGCCAAAGAUAAGGACUUUUUGCUGUUGACAAUUUCUGAAUGUUGCAGGAUCAAGAAAAUAUUCCAAAAUGGAACAACUGGCUAAUUCCUACUUCAAUAUAUUCACUCAUCCAAUGGCGCAUGUGAUUGUGCACCUGGCUUUGUGGACCAACUGGCUGAUAGCAAGGUGCAUCUCCUCAAGCACUCCAUACCCCUAAAUUUGGUCUCCUUUAUAAAAAAAAUGACAUGAUUGAAAGAUUUCAUUGCAAAAUACUGCCAUCACCAUUGUCAUUUAUAUCAAAUGCUGCUAUCACCGUCUCAUUUGAUUUU